UUCGGCUGGGCUCUGUAUAUCCUCACACAAUCUACCCACGACGGCCAUUUUGUUUACAUUCCCGACGUUGUUAGCAAGAUCUUCAACUUUGGCCGUCCAAUCCCUCUCGUGUCCGUCUCCAAGGAUGGCAAGUCACUCCCAGAACCAUACGCCUAUCCAGACAUCCUCGCAUCGUCCCUCGCCAACGCCACCUUCGAACCCUCAAAGAUCGUGAAGAUCAACGGAGAGGACGCGAAGACCUACCUCGAGACCUUCAGCCAGUUUGGCUCCCUGCAAGAUCGCGAUGCCCUGUACAACAACAUCUUCUAUGAGCUCGCCAUUGUGAGUCUGGGUAGCUCUGGCGCUGGCUCAGGUACCUUUACAGGAGGAGGCCGAGGACGAUGGGUCUACCCUGGGCCAACCACAGAGCUGACUUUCGCAAACGGCUCUGUUGCCCAGUUCCCCAAUUUUGCUCGUGUUCUUGUUCCAUUCACGGGAAUUCAGUCAGGUGAGGAUGUAUACACCCAGUACUUCUCAACGCCUGCAAACACUUCUGCCGGUAUCAACAUACCAAAUCAACCCGAAACCACUCCCACUCCCACGCCCACUACCGCUUCUGCCGCUGCUACACCCGCUCCCGGCUACCCACAGCCAGUUGUCCGAGCCUCCAACAAUGCGAUUGGAGGAUACUAUCUUGAAGAGGAUGGGUUUGAGGAUGUUGCUGUCCUGAGCAUACCAAGUUUCGGCGGUGCGGGCGGCCAAAAUUCCCCAAUGGACUUCCAGACCAUUGGUAGAGACUUUGUGCAAAAAGCCAAGGCCGAGGGCAAGAAGAAACUCAUUGUCGACCUUUCUGCAAACGGUGGGGGAAUCAUAUUGCUUGGUUAUGAUGCCUUCAAAUACCUAUUCCCCAAAGCGACAGCUUUCGCUGCAUCUGAUCGAUUUCGCAUCUUUGAAGCUACAGAUCUCAUCGGCAAGAAGUUCUCAGACGUUGCCGGUCAGUACCCACGCACUUUGGACCCGGCUCUCGGAGAGGUCGAGGCAACCGUUGUAGCCGAUAUUUUCAACUACCGUUCGGAUCAGAAGCCUGAGGGCGUCCCUUUUACCUCGUGGGAUGAUAAGAAUGGACCUGUUGCAAAUAAGGGUGACAAAUUCACGUCUCUUAUCCGUUGGAAUCUUUCAGACGUCUUGACUCCCUACAACGGCGGUAUCAAUGCGAUUUCCAACGAGCCGGUAGCGACGAUGGAGCAACCAUUUGCCGCUGAAGACAUCGUCGUCGUCACUGACGGCUACUGUGCAUCAACUUGCACAAUCUUUUCCGAACUCAUGCGCCAAGUCGCUGGUGUCAAAUAUGUUUCCUUGGGAGGCCGGGCUUUCGAUGGACCUAGUCAAGCGGUGGGAGGCGUCAAGGGGACAAACAACUUGCCCUGGCCCAUCAUACAACAGGAGGUCGCCCUGGUCUACAAUUACUCGACCCCAUCAGAAGCUCAGAAGUAUGAUACGACGAGCUUGAUCGAAUACAAUGACAACCUCCCAUUUCUUCGCGCAGGUCCCAUUAGCCCAAACACGAACUUCCGCGAUGGAAUUAGGGUCGGUGACGAGACUGGCACGCCUCUGCAGUUCGUGUACGAAGAGUCCGAUUGCCGAAUCUUCUACACUCCAGAGAUGACGGUCGAUGUUACCAACAUCUGGAAAGCGGUUUACGACAGUGCUUGGGGUGGCCAAAGCCACUGUGUGGCUGGUCAGCUGGGUGGUGGUUACAGCCGUGCUCGAAAGGAGAGGAGUCCAGUCCAAAGACGGGUCAGCUGGAGGCGAGAUAUGAGCAUUCAGGACUACCCGAUGAGUGUUUUCACCGAUGAGAGUGCCGUGGACUUUACUGCGGACGGCUUCAUGAUGCCGUAA
This is a messenger RNA of Pseudovirgaria hyperparasitica, 1878 nucleotides long. RefSeq lists its product as uncharacterized. Gene Ontology annotation, molecular function: serine-type peptidase activity. The transcript has 2 exons. The annotation marks the transcript as partial. The record is from RefSeq and is a predicted model, not a curated record. Gene Ontology annotation, biological process: proteolysis. Lineage: Eukaryota; Fungi; Ascomycota; Dothideomycetes; Acrospermales; Acrospermaceae.